Molecule: messenger RNA, 1862 nt
Organism: Talaromyces stipitatus ATCC 10500
Lineage: Eukaryota; Fungi; Ascomycota; Eurotiomycetes; Eurotiales; Trichocomaceae
Exons: 4
Coding region: 1-1041 (346 amino acids)
Source: RefSeq, a predicted model, not a curated record
AUGUGCUUACAGUAUUGCGGUCCAAUAUGCCAAAAGUCCCACUGGUCCCACCACAAGAUUGAAUGUAAGUCGGCCCUGGGUAAGGAAACAUGGCAGCCCGCCUGGGUUCUUGAAAAAAGAACUCCCGCAUUUAUUGGUACGGGCAUCGGAGAGACUUUUGGAGCGACGAAAUACCUUUGGGGUAAUGUGCCUGCUUUUGACGUCCUUGAACUGGGAUCGAAUGAAGGAGAAGAAUAUGAAGGAGAUCUUCGGAUCUUAUUGCAGUCUGGAGGCUCAUUUGAAACUGAAAUAUCUUUGCCAAUAGCUUCUGGAGACCUUCGUAAUCUUAUCAAGACGAUUGCCCGUCUUCCGAGCAGCUACAACCACCUUCUCGAAGUCACGUUAAAUGACAGAGAUUUUGAAAUCGUGGCCCGCAAUCUGAUUCUGCUUCUUGUUGCACUAGUUGUCGGAAAUUCUCAUGAGGCUGUUGAUUGCAUCAUUCACCUGUGGUACUCGACUCUCGUGCGUGAAUCAGAUAUUCGCAUUCUUCAAGAUCGUAUACAGCCUCUGAUCGAGGAAGUCUGUGAAAAGACCAAAAACAAGUCACCUGGAACUCUUCUUGGAAAGACUUGGACAUUUGCCCAUUGCUCGCUGAGAGUUGUCAUCGAGCAAUCAUCAUGGAAUCGCCUUUUACAGAUUUUCAACAAACCAUCAGGCUUGACAGCCGAGCAGGCACUGAAAAUUCGCGCAACUAACACCCUAGCCUUUUCAAGGAGAGACUAUCGCGACCGAUAUAUGUCCUGCCUUUCCCCUAUCGAGCGAGUCUCUUUUCACAAGUUUCGCCAGGAUGGCCUUUUGCUUCCGUUCGGAUUCCCGCGCCUGGAUUUUAGGGCGCCAAACCCGUGCGUCAGCGGAACAAGUAAAUUUUCAAAAGUGAUACUGACACGAAAUAGGACAUUCUUCCAGACGGCUGAUACCUGGCCGAUGAAAUACAGUGCAAACUCUCUUGAUGGGUGGUCAUUAAAAGAGGUUUUGAAUACGACAAGCGGAGGCAACUGCUGAUACCUACGGCAAAUUAUUCUUUUACCUUCGCGGUCUACUUUACUCCUUUUUGAAUCGAGUUUCUAGCUCAAGUAUCUCCUUCCGACUUCUUCACCUUGAUGCCUCUUCCCUUCCUGGUAGUCUUGAUAGUGAUUCUUUUAGCCGCAUUGAUGUGUCAAACAUCUCGGAUAUAGGCUGGCUAGGAAUUCACCGUACAUUACAUUUGAUGAUUCCCCUACUUCAAAAUCCGGUGCAGAACCCACAUGCCACCAUGAUAACCCUUUUCAUGAAUGCAGUUGAUGAGAGCUUGACCGAUGAUGAUAGAAUGCAGGGCCUUCCUCUCCAUAGUCGAGCAACGAGGGAUAUACUCAGAUAUCUCCCUCCAAAAGGAGCAAGAAAUUCCACAUACGAUCCUGCGAUUAUCAAGUUCAAUGUUGGUCGGGACCUUGUGACAACCUACAACCACGUUUUUGAUAGGUUCCUAAAGGACUUUGAAUUCCACACCGCUGGUCAUGUAUUCGGCGCAAUGAUGAAAGGAAAACAUACUAUCGUCGAGAAAUGGCCCUACAGGCUAAAACUACGACCCGGCCAGCCAGGAGCUCAAGAUGAGUUUGACCGCUGCAUGAGAGAAAGUGUUUCAGGGAAGGAACGCUAUGUGGAGUGGAAGAGAAUCCAUCAGGGCCUGCUCUGAAAAAUGUGUGUUACAUUUCCGUUGCACUAUUGUCAAGGCCGGGAAACCUUGGAAGGAUAUAAAUCCAAGUCAUUUUGUGUAGAAGAAUUCUGUUUUAAUUCUUCAGAUAGGUCUCCAAAUCUGAAUAUUGGAUAGCUCGAUAUGUCUACUC